Molecule: messenger RNA, 1443 nt
Organism: Lizanozyma spartinae
Lineage: Eukaryota; Fungi; Ascomycota; Pichiomycetes; Serinales; Debaryomycetaceae
Gene: VAN1
Product: Van1p
Exons: 2
Coding region: 1-1443 (480 amino acids)
Biological process (GO): cell wall mannoprotein biosynthetic process; protein N-linked glycosylation
Cellular component (GO): mannan polymerase complex
Molecular function (GO): alpha-1,6-mannosyltransferase activity
Source: RefSeq, a predicted model, not a curated record
AUGGUUCACACUCAUAAGUUGAGCCCGAGAAAGAGUCUGAAGGUGGUAAAGAGAAUUGGUCUAGGCCUUAUUGCCCUUGUGGCGCUUUUGGUGAUCUUUAAGGCGUUCCUGAACAAGGAGGAGCCAGACGUGUUCAAGGAUAUCAAAGACACUUAUGAGAAGUAUCUGGUUACUAAAGAUGGAGUUAAAUUGGAGGAAGCAGUAGUUGACGGUCAAGCUGUUGAUAUUAGCUCGGAUACACAAAAGGAUGGUGAAGUAGAAAAAGAAGGUGAAGUUGAAGAACUCACUAAGGAGUAUCCCUUGGAUGAAGAAGGAGAACCAGACAUUUAUAAACUGAAUGUUGAAUUCUAUGAUCUUAAUAAAUAUACUGGACUGUCUGAAGGGGAUAAAGAAGGAGAUUAUAUUCUUUUCUUGAUGCCUUUGAGAAAUGCAGAACAUGUAUUACCAAUGGCCUUUUUCAACAUCAUGAACUUGACUUACGAUCAUUCAUUGAUUGAUAUUGCAUUCUUAGUGUCUGAUUGUUCUCCUGAAGAUACAACUUUGGAAACAGUCUUUUCAUAUUCUAUGCUUUUACAAAAUGGAACUUUGGCUGCUAAAUUACAAGCUGAUGAAGAGGAGAAACGAAAUGCUAACGUCCAAGGAUCAUCGGAAUUAUACAAGUUGUAUAUGCCUCAAGAUUAUAUGGAAAAUGUUGAAAAAUCAUAUCUGCAUCCUGAAAAGCAACAUCCUGGGUUCCAAAAACCUUUUAGAUCAGUUACUAUUUUCAGAAAAGAUUUUGGUCAAGUUAUUGGUCAAGGUUUCUCCGAUAGACACGCGGUCAAAGUCCAAGGGAUCCGUCGGAAAUUGAUGGGUAGAGCAAGAAAUUGGUUAACUGCGAGUGCUUUAAAACCUUAUCAUUCGUGGAUUUAUUGGAGAGAUGUAGAUAUUGAAACUGCUCCUGGUUCUGUGAUUCAAGAUUUAAUGAAACAUAACUUUGAUGUUAUGGUCCCCAACGUUUGGAGACCUUUACCUACCUUUUUAGGUAACGAACAAGCUUACGAUUUGAACACUUGGAUUGAAAGUGAUCCUGCUAUAGAAUUGGCCAAGAAAUUGGAUGAAGAUGAUGUUAUUGUGGAAGGUUAUGCUGAAUACCCGACUUGGAGAGUUCAUUUGGCCUAUAUAAGAAAACCUAAAGGUGAUCCUAAUGAAGUAGUAGAAAUGGAUGGUGUUGGAGGAGUUUCCAUCUUGGCUAGAGCCAAGAUAUUCCGUCAAGGUGUUCAUUUCCCUGCUUUCACCUUUUUAAAUCAUGCUGAAACCGAAGCCUUUGGGAAAAUGGCUAAAGUCAUGAAGUUUAGUGUGGGUGGAUUACCUCAUUAUACUAUCUGGCAUAUUUAUGAACCCAGUGAAGAUGACUUGAAGAAGAUUGCUCAAAUGGAAAGAAAGAAGAGAAGAAAGGGUCAUUGA